Molecule: messenger RNA, 1565 nt
Organism: Dothidotthia symphoricarpi CBS 119687
Lineage: Eukaryota; Fungi; Ascomycota; Dothideomycetes; Pleosporales; Dothidotthiaceae
Exons: 6
Coding region: 394-1557 (387 amino acids)
Source: RefSeq, a predicted model, not a curated record
GGAUCUGAUAUGUCAGCCCAAAGCUGGUCGCAUCGGGUAGUUGAACCGGAGUUUUGAGUCAUUAACCUGCAGUGGUCAAGAUCUUGAAGACCGGGGCAAGCCUGUCAUUGUGGCUUUCACUGUCGUUGGCUUCGCUGAUGGUUCUCAGGCAUUUGCAAACGGCGCCUUGUCCGACCCCUGCUUCCCUGCAAAAGGCCCUUAGUGAGCUGAAAUUUGCCGUUUCUCGGAAAGAAUGGCUAUCGGAAACUUAAUAUACAAAGGUAGUGUACCCUCCCGUAAGGUACGAGCCUUCCGGUAGCGCGGUCUCUAGGAUUUACGAACAACAACCGCCGCACUCCUCUCUACGUUUGGAGAAAAAUCGACUCUCGUGCACUUGAUAAGACGCUACGCAAGAUGGGGAUUUGGGAUGAGCUCCUCACGGAGAUGAUCGCGAAGGCUCCCGAUCCAGACGAGCCUCUUCCCUUUUCGAACCGCAAAGCAACCAUCUACGGCUCUACCAUCCCGUUUUUGAUUAUAUCCUGGGUAGCAGUCUUGUUCCGUUUCUGGGUUCGAUUCAGAGUUGUUCGAGAACCUGGUUGGGACGACGUUUUCGUUCUUUUAGCAGCUAUGUGCAAUACCGCAGCAACUAUAUGCGUAUGCUUCUCGGUUGAACAUGGACUCGGCCAACAUAUGUUGUAUCUCGGUUUGGAGAAUGUAGAGAGAUACCUGAUGUUUUUCUAUAUUGAACACAGCAUGUACCUGACCGAGACCUCCCUCAUCAAAAUUUCUCUUCUUCUGCAGUACCUCCGCAUCUUCAAAGCCGGUAUGAUGCGAUGGAUAUGCGUUACUCUGCUUGUUCUUGUCAGCAUCUGGGGUUUUGGGUUCUCCAUUGCCGGAUGGUUUUCAUGCAAUCCUAUUCGAGGAGCCUACAUUCGUACCCUUAAUGCCAAGUGCUACGGCUUCGGACUCGACAAUGUGGACGGCUUUGUUUCCAUGUUCAUAGCCCAGUCAUCCACGAACAUGGCCUUCGAUAUUGCGAUCUUCCUGACGCCGUUAGUGCUGUUCAAUACGCCGAACCUUAAGUGGAAAAACUUAGUCGGCAUGGUUGGUGUUUUCGCUUUUGGUGCCGUUGCCGUCGGUAUUUCGGUUUGGCGCCUGUGUUCAAUCGUAGUCACGCGUGCCGCCACUGUUCCCUACAUGGACUUUACCUGGUUCUCUCCAGUCCCAGUCGUCCUGUCCUGUCUCGAAGUCGACCUGGCGAUCAUCUGCGCCUCCAUGCCUAUCUUCUGGCCCGUUCUCCAGAAAUCGCUCUCCGCCAUCUUCGUCAGCUAUGAGGUUCAGAUCACAGAGGACCACGUUGAGGACCACGGUCUUGCAUACGAACUCGAACACAACAAGUCGGAGAGGCGAGGUAGCGUGAGGAGUUGUAGUGGGACAUCAACUGACGAACUGACGAAGGAAGAAGAGGGGUUUGAGUUGAAAGGUCAAUAUCCCAUGGGGGUGGAUCCAUUCGAGACGCGGGGUCCGCAGGUCAACAUCAAGAGUCAACCGAAGCCGGAACCGCAUUGGGAAAUAUAGGAAACAAC